GUGACCAGUGCAGAAGAGGUGAUCCAUGUGACUGGAUAUGUGGGGAGUAUGGUUAACGUUUCCUGCUCCUAUGAUGAAGGUUACGAGUCUUAUGAGAAGUAUCUGUGUAAGAACGACUGUGGCAACAGUGAUGUUCUUAUUACAACAUCGGAAUCAAGGAAAAACAAAUACAGGAUCCAUGAUGACAAAACAGCACGAAUCUUCACAACAACCAUCUCUGAUCUUCAUUAUACGGAUGCUGGGAAAUACUGGUGUGGAGUGACCGGAAAUGGGAAAGAUAUCUACACUGAAGUCAAGCUGAAGUUAGACAGCUGCUGUGACACUGUGACCAAAAUUGAAAGUUAUGAGGGUUACUCUGAGUCCAUCGUUUGUCUGUUCGAGUCUCAGUACCAGAACAGCCUGAAGUACAUCUGCAGAGGAAAUCGGCCCUCCACAUGUCUGCAGCAGGCACUGAUCACCUCUGACACCAAACAAAAUGGACGAUUCAGACUUGACGAUGACAAAGUGUCUGGAACAUUCACAGUAAACAUUAGCAGUUUGACUCAUAAUGAUUCAGGGUCAUACCUCUGUGGUGUUCAAAGAAACUCUGACGUGGAUGUUUUCUCUGCUGUUGAGCUGAAGGUCAAAGAGUGGUGCUGUGUCAAGUCAAUUAAAAUAAAAGGUACUGUUGGACAGCCUCUAGCUUUGCAGUGUCCUUAUCCUCCACAACAUCGGGACAAAGGGAAGUUCCUCUGCAAGGGAGAGCAGCUCAACAGCUGCAAAGACAUAACCAGUCAAAGCAGGUUCAAACUUGAAGGUAAUGGUUCUUUCAGCUCUUUCUCUGUGGUGAUCACAAAGUUGGAAGAAGCAGAUGCUGGGACAUACUGGUGUGGGUCAGACUCAGAGAGGAUGCCUGGAAACUACACCAAGAUUCAGCUUUCAGUUGAUGCAAGACACUAUGUGGUUUACACUGUUCCUCCCCUGCUGCUGCUACUGAUGUGUGUUUUUGCGGUUAUAGUUCAUAAGUGCAAACAUCAGAAAGUAAAAGAAGAUGAAGUUGUCAUGAACAAAAAUGCACAGAACGAAGACGCUUUAGAGGAAGUGACAGAUGCAGCAAAAAAAUAA
Messenger RNA from Neolamprologus brichardi, 1104 nucleotides. Lineage: Eukaryota; Metazoa; Chordata; Actinopteri; Cichliformes; Cichlidae. The record is from RefSeq and is a predicted model, not a curated record.